GCGGGAGAGGGGACGGCCACGUGUCCCUGCGCGGCGGGCCGGAGGCCCGGGACUGACCCCGCGCCUGGAGUUGCGAGGGACACGUGGUCGUCGCGCCGGCCACGGGUCCCUGCCCUGGUGAGCCGCUACCCUCCGGGGCCUGAGUUCCCCCGUGAAGCGGGACUUCGGACCCCCGGACCCUGCGCGCGCCCGGCGGCCGCUCUCGCCGCGGCCCUUCCUGCCCCGGAUCGCCCCCCGGCUUAGGGCAGCCCUGGCUGGAGGGGACUGCGUCUCACCUCUUCCGAACCACGUCAGUGGGGAUUCUGAGCCGGAAGCUGUUGGGAAGGUGGACAGCGGAUUGUGUUUAUCAGAACAUUUCCACUGCUGCACCGGGGGCACACGCAUCUUCCCCAGGACUUGGAAUUCCGGAGAAUUGCCUUUGUGAGAAGCUGGCAGUAAUUUCUUUAAAUUCCAUCUCUUAGUUUUCCAUUUUGUUACAUUUCAAGGAACUUCAAGAAACCAUGAACAACUUUAGUAAUGCAGAGUUAGACUGCCAUUUCCUCGAUGAAGGCUUUACUGCCAAGGAUAUUCUGGACCAAAAAAUUAAUGAAGUUUCAUCUUCGGAUGAUAAGGAUGCCUUCUAUGUCGCCGACCUUGGAGACAUUCUAAAGAAACAUCUGAGAUGGUUAAAAGCUCUUCCUCGGGUCAGCCCCUUUUAUGCAGUCAAAUGCAACGAUAGCAGAACCAUAGUGAAGACCCUCGCUACCAUUGGGACAGGAUUUGACUGUGCCAGCAAGACUGAGAUACAGUUGGUACAAAGUCUCGGGGUGCCUCCAGAGAGGAUUAUCUAUGCAAAUCCUUGUAAACAAGUGUCUCAGAUUAAGUACGCUGCCAACAAUGGAGUCCAGAUGAUGACUUUUGAUAGUGAAGUUGAGUUGAUGAAAGUUGCCAGGGCGCAUCCAAAGGCAAAGUUGGUUUUGCGGAUUGCCACUGAUGAUUCCAAAGCAGUCUGUCGCCUCAGUGUUAAAUUUGGUGCCACACUCAAAACCAGCAGGCUUCUUUUGGAACGGGCAAGAGAGCUAAAUAUUGAUGUCAUCGGUGUCAGCUUCCACGUGGGAAGUGGCUGCACGGAUCCUGAGACCUUUGUACAAGCGAUCUCUGAUGCCCGCUGUGUCUUUGACAUGGGAGCUGAGUUUGGUUUCAACAUGUAUCUGCUUGAUAUCGGUGGUGGCUUUCCUGGAUCUGAGGAUGUAAAGCUUAAAUUUGAAGAGAUCACCAGUGUUAUCAACCCAGCCCUGGACAAGUACUUCCCGGCCGACUCGGGAGUGAGAAUCAUAGCCGAGCCCGGCAGAUACUACGUUGCAUCAGCCUUCACGCUCGCAGUUAACAUCAUUGCCAAAAAACUCGUAUUAAAGGAACAGACAGGCUCUGAUGAUGAAGACGAGUCGAGUGAACAAACCUUUAUGUAUUACGUGAACGAUGGAGUGUACGGAUCAUUCAAUUGUAUCCUCUAUGAUCACGCGCACGUGAAGCCCCUUCUGCAGAAGAGACCCAAACCGGAUGAGAAGUACUAUUCAACUAGCAUAUGGGGACCAACAUGUGACGGCCUGGAUCGCAUUGUCGAGCGCUGCGACUUGCCCGAGAUGCACGUGGGCGAUUGGAUGGUCUUUGAAAACAUGGGUGCUUACACUGUGGCUGCUGCUUCGACCUUCAAUGGAUUCCAGAGGCCAACUAUCUACUAUGUGAUGUCGGGACCGACAUGGCAACUGAGGCAGCAGAUCCGGAACCACGACUUCCCAGCCGAGGCGGAGGAGCAGGACGUCAGCACCCUGCCCGUGUCCUGCGCCCGGGAGAGCGGGCUGAAGCGCCCCCCGGCCGCCUGCGCUUCGGCCAGCAUUAACGUGUAGGUGCCACUCCUGUAGCUGUUACCUUCGAGUUUAGCUUGAAUUGGGGGAUUUGGGGGGACCGUUUAACUUCAUUCCUGCUCGUUUUGAAAUGUCUGUAAGUAGGGUUGGCACAGAUUCAACAAUAUGGAAGACUAGGCGAUGGGGUCACUUAUCUGUGUUCCUAUGGAAACUAUUUGAAUAUUUGUUUUAUAUGGAUUUUUAUGCAAUUUUCAAACAUAAUACUAAGGCGUGCCCCUCCGCUGCUGAGCAAGCGUUUGUAGCUUGUACGUUGGCAGAACGGGCCGAAAGCUUAGUGUUGUGACCUGUUUUAAAAAUAAAGUAUCUUGAAAUAAUGAGG
Messenger RNA from Ailuropoda melanoleuca (giant panda), 2223 nucleotides. RefSeq names its product ornithine decarboxylase 1 (gene ODC1). NCBI's taxonomy places the organism in Eukaryota, Metazoa, Chordata, Mammalia, Carnivora, Ursidae. Gene Ontology annotation, cellular component: cytoplasm. The transcript has 12 exons. Bases 501 to 1886 code for a protein of 461 amino acids. Gene Ontology annotation, molecular function: ornithine decarboxylase activity. The record is from RefSeq and is a predicted model, not a curated record.